AUGGACGGACUUACCCCCGCCGAGCAAAGAGAAUUCCAAAGCCGCAUGGAAAGGAAGCAAAUGAAAGAGUUCAUGGGCAUGUUCUCCAACCUAGUUACCCACUGCUUCGAUGCCUGCGUCGACGAUUUCACCACCAAGUCCCUCAUUGCGCGUGAAAGCGGUUGCGUCUCUCGAUGUGUACAGAAGUUUAUGGCGGGGAGUGAGAGAAUCGGUCAGAGAUUCCAGGAACAACAGGCACAGAUGAUGAGUCAACCUCCUCCUGGGUCGAGAUAG
This is a messenger RNA of Sclerotinia sclerotiorum 1980 UF-70, 273 nucleotides long. RefSeq lists its product as hypothetical. The coding region runs from base 1 to 273 and encodes 90 amino acids. The record is from RefSeq and is a predicted model, not a curated record. The transcript has 3 exons. NCBI's taxonomy places the organism in Eukaryota, Fungi, Ascomycota, Leotiomycetes, Helotiales, Sclerotiniaceae.